CUAGAGGAGGAGAUGAAAAGAAAAGAAGAAGAAAGGAAAUGGGAGGAGGAGAGGAAGGUAAAGGCAGCAGAAGAUGUGAAGCCUGUUGGCCAGGGGAGAGCAGUAAGCUCUGAAGAUGUGAAGCCUGAUCAGACCCAGACCAGUGGCAUCCAGCAGGCCCACAGCACUCCACCAGAAGCCUCAAAUGUGGAGCACAGAGGAACCUCAGCUCACCCAGAUCAAGCCAACCCAAAGGAAAGCAGUCAGACUAUUGGUCCCCAAAAUGGCCACACCGUAGAGGCUGUUGAUGCGGGGUCUGUUUGUCUUCCUGACACUACAGAUCAGAAACGCCUGACCUGGAUGCUGCACUGCACCCCCUGGUCCAAACUCUCCAUGCAGAACAGGAGAAAGCAACCACCAGGCCCGCAGGCCAAGAGGAGGGGGCCCAGGAGGCCUCCACAACUCAGCCUGGAGCCUCUGUCUGUGGACACCGUGCUCCAAUCAGGGGCCUGGAGCUCCCUUACACAGGUGACUACAGUAACACUGGAGGACCUGCCCGGCUGCAGCCUGUCCACUCUGUCUGCGUGCAGUCAGCUGCAGUCCCUCACUCUCCGGCGCUGUGGCCUCAGCGCUCUCCAGGGACUCAACUCCUGCACACAGCUAAGGCACAUCGAUGUGCAGGAAAAUUCUGUCUCGUACGUGGACUGUGGGGACCUGGCCCGGCUCCAGGUGUUGAGGCUGGGCAGGAACCAGCUGACCUCCAUCCAUGGCCUGGACGCAGCUGUGGCCUUGGUGGAGCUCCAGCUCUCCCACAAUCGCAUCUCCCGACUCGGUGGCUUGGAUGCUUUGAAGAAGCUGCAGAACUUGUGGAUGGAUCACAACCAGCUCACCAGCACUCGAGGCCUGAUGGAGGCGUUCACGCUGCAGCACCUGGACCUGUCGCACAACCACGUGACGAGGGCGGAGGGGCUGGACCACUGUGCCCUGCUCCGCACACUGCGUCUGGCAGGAAACAAUCUGACAGAGGCUCCCUGUCUGAAGAACCACGUGCUGCUGGGAGAGCUGAGCCUGGAGGACAACAGCAUCUCCUGCCUGGAGGGCCUGACCAGCUGCUGGCUGCCUCUGCUCCGCAGCCUUAACGUGGCCCAGAACAGUCUCACCCAGCUCCCUCCACUCUCUGACUUCAUCUCUCUGAUGGCUCUGGACGUCGGCCACAACUGCCUCGCCGAGCUGCACAGUGUUUGUGAGAGUGUUCAGCGAUGCUCCCAUCUCCAGCAACUCAACCUGGCUGGAAAUCCUCUUCAGCAAGAAAGCACCUGGAGGUCCUCUCUCCUGACAGCUGUGCCAGGCCUGCUGCUGGUGGACGGAGAGCCGACUGGAGCCUCGCUGUCAGCCCGGGCCAGCCGACCCCCGGAGGGAAGCUUCCAGGCCCUGUGCCAGGCCCAGCAGCAGCAGCUCCUCUCUCUGCAGCACACACAGCAAGCACAGAUCAGUUCAGCUCCUUCGCUGUUGGAGGCCCAGCUCCUAUCUGGUUGCCAUAGCGAGGCACUUUUCCGGCUCACAGAAGAACAGCGAUACGCCCACGAAUAUGGAGACACCAGCAUCACACACACGCACCAUGUGGAGACAAACCCUCUGGAAUCUUGUUCCCCGGUGGCAUGUGCGCCCGUUGGUGCUGGGGAGGUGAUGCCCGUUGGUGCUGGGGAGGGGAUGCCCGUUGGUGCUGGAGAGGUGAUGCCAGUUGGUGCUGGGGAGGUGAUGCCCGUUGGUGCCAGGGAGGUGAUGCCCGUUGGUGCUGGAGAGGUGAUGCCAGUUGUGAAGCACAGCAUUCAGACCCCUUCCCCACCAGCACCACGGCCCACUGACCCUCAUGGUACCGGCUCAGCCUGCCGACCCGUCCGUCCAGCUGCCUCUGGUGAUCCAGCCCUGGGCCAGACUGAGCGGUUGCCCAGCCACAGCCUCCCUCAACGCAGCCCAGGCUCACGUCACCCUAAGCUGGACCUCAGGAGCAUGGCAGCUAUGGUCAUCCAGAAACACUGGCGAGAACACCGGUGCCGCAUAAGGAAGUGCCUACCUGAAAACCCAGAGGCUCGUGGGAGAUGUAGUCCUUCAGGAGUGAGCAGGUUCGGGAUGGCAUUGCCAAAUCCUUCAGACAGGGACCAUGCUGCCACUGUAAUUCAGGCGGUGUGGAGGGGCCACGCGCUGCGCUCUCGACUGGCCCUGGCGCUGGCUGCUGCAGCGGCGGGCACCGACCUGGGAGACGAGGGCCUCGAGGAGGUUGACAUGGACGAAUUUGUUUUUGAUGAGGAAGCUGUGGAGAGGGACUGGACGGCGCUGCGUUUUGAUGGCGUCUCGCCUCCCCGAGAGCCGCCAGGAGCGCCGGUGCCGGUGUCAGCGUUCUGUGAGCGGCACCCGCUGCCAAAGCCUGCCCUUCCUCCAGCCCUGCUUCAGAAGAGGGACCCUGUGCUGCUCUGGAGACCCAAGCAAGCCUGGUCUGGAAGGGAGGUGCCGUCGCCCCCGGAGACCAGCAUCCCUCACGGCUCGCGCAGUUCUAAAUCUCCCGCUUCCAUAAUUAGCCAGGACAGUAUCUCAGCGAGAUCAGAGAAGAUUCUUGAAGAAUGGGGUUUCACAGAUAGUCACACUGCUUACCUCAUGCUGAAGAGAGCACAAAGAAUGAAGUCCAGAAAGCAACAGCAGCAAAAGUUACAAGACCCCACCGUGCGACUGGCCCUGUUCCGUAACCAUCAUCUCGUUCCUGCUCCAGUGCGUGGGAGAGCCCCCCCGGAGCGCAGAGACGCCUGUAAAGCUCACCGCACAGAGGAGGAGGAGGAGCAGGGGCCGAGGCCAGGGCGGAGGCAGGGCGCGCAGCCCUACCAGUGGACGCACACGCAGGCCGUGGGCUUGGCCCCCAGCAGCCCACCCCACCCAGACACCCCCAGCACCUGUGCCAGUGAGCGCUUCCUGCCUGAGAUCAAUCCUGAUGUGCUGAGGGGAGGCCAGGUGCAGCUUGUGACUAUUUCAGGGUCCAGGGAUGGAGUUUGUGCUGGAACUGAUGAUCUCUCUCAUAGAGAACCCGGGCUCGUGCGUCGACAUUCAGUUGGACACACAAGAAAAGAAGCUCCCUCACCACAGAGGGUGACCUCCGCUCCGUCCAAAAAGGAGCGCAUCUCAUUCCGGGACAAGCCUGUCCAGCAGAGCGGGGGCUGGGGAGGGGGGAAGAAGAGGGCUAGAGUGUGCAAGUAACAUCCACGCCAAACACACGCCGCUAACAAGGCCCUGAACAUGAUACCGGAGUAGGCUUUCUUGUCUCUGCUGUUCCUUUAUUAUUGCAUUAGUGCGUCUCUGCUUGUGUUCCUGUGCAGUGAGUGUGCUCUGACAAAAGCACUUAACCGGCCUGAAAAUGAACAUUUGUGCCUAAAAUUCUUUGCAGCUGCUGUUUCAAGCUUUAAAAUCAGCUUCCUCUCCUGAAAAUUAAUUAAAGGCAAUGGAUAAGGUAUAGCCUAAAUAUCUGCAGGCCAUCUCUGAACGCCUAUUAUUCUCGGAUAUCAGGGGCUUGAGCAGGUCAACGUCGCUCUGGUAUUGCGUGGACCCGAGCCCAAACCACUUACAAAUGACAUGCUUAAUAUGCAAAAAAUGACAAGAGAUUAAAAACCAGCUCAGCCACUUUCAAAACACAACUAUUUUCCCUUUUCUUGUGGCCCUCGGAGCUUUCGAGCUAC
Messenger RNA from Clupea harengus (Atlantic herring), 3698 nucleotides. RefSeq names its product leucine-rich repeats and IQ motif containing 1 (gene lrriq1). The record is from RefSeq and is a predicted model, not a curated record. Gene Ontology annotation, molecular function: protein binding. NCBI's taxonomy places the organism in Eukaryota, Metazoa, Chordata, Actinopteri, Clupeiformes, Clupeidae.